UCUAAAAGCCGGCGCUGAGGCUGCAGUAACUUUAGCUGCAGUUUACGCUUGCUUUUCUGUGGAGAGGUGGAGACCGUGAGUCGAGUCCUGCAGAGGACGUCGUCGCAGUCGCAGCGUCUCGCGCAGGCUGCCUUCGCUGCCGCCCCCGAGGAGACGGACCCUUCCACGCCCUCUCCACUAGAGAGAUGUCUGCUCCAGCACAGCCACCAACACCAGGGGCCCCAGAAGGGGGUGCUCCAGGGGGAGGCCCGCCUCCCAACACAACUAGUAACAGGCGACUGCAGCAAACACAGGCACAAGUGGAGGAGGUGGUAGAUAUCAUGCGAGUGAAUGUGGACAAGGUCCUGGAAAGGGAUCAGAAGCUGUCUGAAUUGGAUGACCGCGCAGAUGCCUUACAGGCAGGAGCAUCACAGUUUGAGAGCAGUGCUGCCAAGCUAAAGAGGAAGUACUGGUGGAAAAAUUGUAAGAUGAUGAUCAUGCUGGGAGCCAUUUGUGCCAUCAUCGUGGUAAUUAUUGUAAUCUAUUUUUUUACUUAAUGUACCACCCCUCCUUCAUUCCCCACACCAUCAGAACUCAUGCCCCUUUCCCACUGUCAUUUCCCCAGCAGACCCAGGCCAUCCACUUUGUCUUUACCCAAGCUCCUUCAUCUCCUCUUUAGUUGCUUUGUUUGUACCCAGACCUCCUGCACUGGACAUGCUGCUCAUGGGGCGGCUGCAUUCUCGCUCCAGGAAGCACGAGUAGCCAGGGUUUGGCCCCUCCCCUUCAGAAAACACCCGUGCCCCAGCCCAGGAAGUGGAGUGGAAGUCAGGGCAGAAGCAGGUCAGUCAGAACAAGUCCAGAGGAAGCUGCCCAAGUGGAAGCUGGGACCGCAGGGGCUGAGGCAGUCUGGAGUGAGGCUUGGGGAGAGCAUAGGGAAAAGGCAGUUUCUUCCUCUUACCUUCUGCAGCUUCUCAAUGGGCUCUGCAGUGUUAACAGGGUGGGAGAAGCUUGACCUCAAUAACAACCAUCCUGGGCCAUCAGAAAUUGCAGUGGUGAUUUUGAUUGUACAGCAGAAUAAUUUUAUUGCAAAAGAUAGUUCGGAGUCCGGAGCAAUGAUAUGUGGGGUCUGAUCAUUAUUUUUAUAAUUAAGUACAGUACUCAAAAACCUAGAAGACCUAGAGUUGUGUCCACUCCCAGGGCGUUCCUGUACGCAGUGUUUUUCAGAAGAUUUCCCGCCCUCCCCUGCCCCUGCCACUGCCGCCGCCGCCGCUGCUGCUGCUACUGCUUUCAGUCUGGCCCAGGAUCUGCCAUUGUGCUUCUGGUGCUACCAUUCUGUUUACCACAGAAUUGGUGGGUUUGAACACUUUUCCUUUUAACUUAGAAAACAUUUGGGGCACAAUUUUGCUUACUGUCUGCUCCUCAUUUAGAAUUGGUACCUAGAGGCUGAUAAGUCAGGUCAGCUCUUAGUAGACAAGUCUAAUAGUGUGUGAGAGGACUCAAAAAUAUCCUUUGCAGUUGAAAUUUGAGCCUGUUGGUUAUUCUUAGUCAUUAUAAAGAUAUUGGAGAAAAAACUGCCCUGGGAACUGAACUAAGUGUAAGGCAAGGUAAGGUAAGAGACCUCAUUCAAAAAUAAUGAGUCUAAAAUAAGCAUUUAUUAAGCACCUUCUCUAUACCAGGCACUGUGCUAAGCACUGGGAGUACAAAGGAAGGGUAAAAACAGUCUCUAUCUUCUUGAGUUUUUUUCCUUAUGGGGAAGAUCAUAAAUGUCUCCAUAUGGAACAGAUCAAUGAUAGUCUCAGAGAGAAGCUAGUGGAGUAGGUAUGGAAGGAGAGGGAGGAAUCGAGAAUAAGGAGGACCUCCUGAUAGUCGCCAAAGUUUGGCUGGGAUGAGAUGGCCUUUUUAUAGUUGAUGGGUUUUUUUCUCCUUUCCCUUUGAUAGCUAGAAGGUGGAAGUUUGGGAACAGGAGGUCCCUGAUAUCUCCGCAAAGUCCUUUCUCAGCUCUGCCCUGUUGUCAUACCAAAGACAGACAUGGUUAUAGACCCAGUCUGGAACCAGACUAUAAGACUUCAGGGAAAUCCAAUGUAGACACUAAACCUGUAUCUUCCUGUUGUGGGUCACAGCUGUGUGGCUGUGCUGACAGAGUCAUCAGUUUGCCACCUCCCUACCAUUUAGUACCUCUUCUCUCCAGGUCCAUCUUCUACUUGCCCCUUCAUGCUAAUUUAAACUCUUUCCUUCUGUAGUGCUUGGGUUUAUUGACCUAGGCAGAGGGAUCAUAACUGUGUCCAGUUUUCUGACAGUAUCCUGGGAAUUUCCUUCUAGCUUUAAGACAGGAUGCCAAAUGAGACUCCUGGGCAGGUACAACAGUGACCUCUUCUCUCACCUUUAUAUAUAGACAAGCAAAGGGAGUGUAGGGCUUGGGGCUGCAUGUUCACCUUCCAUGCACCACCAUUUUAUUUGCCAAAAACACACCCUUCCCCAACCCCUGCCUACUUCCAUAUUCCCUUUGUCCUGCCCUGUGGUGGGACUGAAGAGCUGGAAGGAAGCAAUGAGUGUACCUCUCCCAACGUCUCCCCCAAGAAGGUCUCCACUAUCCUCUGGGCGCCUUCCUCUCUUGGGGGGACACCGCUGGAGAAGAACCACCACUGUCCUCGCUGCCUCUAGAGCCAGGAACAAACCAGCCCCUGGGCUCACUAAGCCCCAGCCUCUUCAUCACUUUAAGCGCUUUGUCAAAGGAUUUUGCAUUCUGGGUUUUUGUUGUGCCUAAGAGCUCCCUUCCAGUGACCAGAAUAGAUUUUUCCAAACCUUGGAGUGGGGGUAAAAAGGGGAAGGCAUGUCUUCCCUCAAUUUUCCCGCCCCAUGACCUGAUUCUGUCUCUUUGCUAUCAUCCCCAUGCAUGGGCAAAAAUGCUGUUGUACACCCAGGACUUUCCAGCCAAAUGAAGCAGAUUUCCCCAUGUUCCCCCAUCCCUUCCGGUUUGUCAUGAGCCGCUGUGGGGUUUUUCACUGUGUCUGUUGUCCCCUUUCUGUCUUUCUUUCCCUUCCAAUCUCAUACUUGUGUAAAAUAAUAACAGUUGUAUUCCAAGUAAGGCAUGUAGCACAUUUACUAAUUUCGUGUAUUCUGGGAAAAAAAAACAAAAAAACAAAUUCCUACCACCAACCUGAUGGCAUCUGGGUGACUUGGCCUAAAUUGGGGGCGGGCUACCACUGGGGCAGAUUUCUCCAUAGGUUAAAGCACUGGUGCUUCUGUGCAGUUUGCUCUUCUGAUUGAGAUUAAAGAUACCCUUGUAUGUUGGCAAUGGAA
Messenger RNA from Antechinus flavipes (yellow-footed antechinus), 3279 nucleotides. It is a transcript of the gene VAMP1, whose product is annotated as vesicle associated membrane protein 1. Gene Ontology annotation, biological process: vesicle-mediated transport; SNARE complex assembly; vesicle fusion. NCBI's taxonomy places the organism in Eukaryota, Metazoa, Chordata, Mammalia, Dasyuromorphia, Dasyuridae. Gene Ontology annotation, cellular component: plasma membrane; SNARE complex. Gene Ontology annotation, molecular function: syntaxin binding; SNAP receptor activity. The record is from RefSeq and is a predicted model, not a curated record. The coding region runs from base 186 to 536 and encodes 116 amino acids. The transcript is spliced from 5 exons.